CCGCGAGAGGACGGCGGCGGGAGGGGAGGCGGGCCGGGCCCUGCACCUCCUGAUGAUGUUCACCAAGGCGGAGCGCAACCCCGCGCUGCGCGGCAAGGGCCAGGCCGCGCUGCGCUCCCUGCUGCGCCACGGGCGGCUGCGUCGCGGGGACGCCCUGCACCUCCACCUCGUCACCGACAGCGCCAGCAGGGACGGCGGCGAGGAGCUGCUGCGGGACGCGCUCCGCGGCGCCGCCUUCCGGCACCAGGUAAUAAUCCAUGAUGUCAACGAGCUGACUGAGAAGCUGUUUCCAAUCGUUGAAGCCAUGCAGAAACACUUCAGUGCUGGAUCAGGGACCUAUUACAGUGACUCGAUUUUCUUCUUGUCUGUCGCAAUGCAUCGGAUCAUGCCCAAAGAAAUAACACAGAUCAUCCAGGUAGACUUGGACCUGAAGUACAAGGCCAACAUCCGUGACCUGUUUGAGGAGUUCGACAAUUUCCAGGAUGGAGCUGUCAUUGGGAUUGCCAGGGAAAUGCAGCCAGUGUACAGGCACACGUUCUGGCAGUACCGCCGUGAGAACCCCCAGACCAGGGUGGGGGAGCCCCCUCCUGACGGGCUGCCUGGCUUCAACAGCGGCGUGCUGCUCCUCAACCUGGAAGCCAUGAGGCGCUCCAAGCUCUACAACCAGCUGCUGGAGCCCGCCAUGGUGCAGAAGCUCACGGAGAAGUACCACUUCAAGGGUCACCUUGGGGACCAGGAUUUCUUCACCAUGGUGGGGAUGGAGCAUCCGGAACUGUUCCACGUGCUUGACUGCACAUGGAACCGUCAGCUUUGCACGUGGUGGAAGGACCACGGAUACAGCGAUGUGUUUGACCAGUACUUUCGGUGCGAGGGCGAGGUCAAAAUUUACCACGGGAACUGUAACACCCCUAUCCCUGAGGACUAGGACAUCCCUUAGUCCGGGAGCAGCUGUGACUGCAGUGGUCCUUGCAAGGCUGCACAGGCUGUGGUGGCCGCACCAGCGGUCCCUCCUGAAGCAUGGCCAGCCCUGAUCUGUUUACGUGCCAGGGACAUCCCUGAUCCCUGGCAGUCCCCAGAGCAUUCGGCUUUCCACUACCUGUAGUCCCACCCGUCCAGAAGAAGGCACAGUCUGGUAGCUAGCACAGGACAUACAAGAUGCCUGGGCUCGGCUCCAUGGCUCAGCCUGGGCCAAGUGCACGGUACCCGUCUGUGCCUCAGCCCCAGAACACAGGGACAGCUGGCAGGCCUUGGGUGACCUUGCUGUGGCACCUUGCAGGGGGUGCUGGCUCCAUGGGUGCUGUGCAACGCUGUGUUGUUAGCCAUUUUUCAGAGCCAGGCAGGUGGGUUUUGUUUAGGCAUUCCUUGGUGGCCCAUUUCUGCAAUGUACGCAGAGCAUCAGUCUGCUCUGUCUCGAGAGCAGACACUGUCCUCAGGUCAUCUUUCUUUUCAGCAUUCCAGAAAGGCAAGAAGGCUUUAACAACUGAAAAGCUGCUUUAAAUUUGUGUUACUUAUGAACAAAAAUUGAAUGCUAGAUGAACUUUAAAGCCUUCCACUCGUUCUUCUUAGCAAUAAAAGCUUUACUGCCGUAUCUUGUCUUAAAAGCAUUCAGCAAGCGUGUACAAAUUGGUUCAUUUUUCUAGCUUUGCCUUUAACCUUUUGUACUAUAAUAAAGCUGCAAACAUAAAACA
This is a messenger RNA of Numida meleagris (helmeted guineafowl), 1688 nucleotides long. It is a transcript of the gene XXYLT1, whose product is annotated as xyloside xylosyltransferase 1. Gene Ontology annotation, molecular function: UDP-xylosyltransferase activity. NCBI's taxonomy places the organism in Eukaryota, Metazoa, Chordata, Aves, Galliformes, Numididae. The transcript is spliced from 4 exons. Bases 53 to 925 code for a protein of 290 amino acids. The record is from RefSeq and is a predicted model, not a curated record.